Messenger RNA from Eutrema salsugineum, 3324 nucleotides. Its product is annotated as respiratory burst oxidase homolog protein E. The coding region runs from base 288 to 3143 and encodes 951 amino acids. The transcript has 14 exons. The record is from RefSeq and is a predicted model, not a curated record. Lineage: Eukaryota; Viridiplantae; Streptophyta; Magnoliopsida; Brassicales; Brassicaceae. Gene Ontology annotation, cellular component: plasma membrane. Gene Ontology annotation, molecular function: peroxidase activity; NAD(P)H oxidase H2O2-forming activity; calcium ion binding.
GCAACAACUGUAAAACACGACUUAGCCACAAAAACUGAGCGUUGAAAAUUGUGUGUAAGUGUUUGUAUCGAUCGGUUGAGAAGUGCCUCUCUUGUUUUCGGAUUCUUUCUCUCUCUUUCUCUUUCUUUAUUCUUUUUUUUUUUCACUUUCUUCUUCCUUUUGUUUUUUUCUCACCUUCUCUUCUCUUCUUUCAUGGCGAUCGGUGAAAAUCCAGAUAUUUGAUUUAACUUUAAACUCUGUAUAAUCUAUAUGUGUAUUAGUGUGUAGGUGGUUAAAUAAUCUUCCUCAUGAAGUUAUCGCCUCUGAGUUUCUCAUCGCGAUCGAGUUUCAGUCACGCCGAUGGAAUCGACGACGGCGUGGAGUUAAGACCAUCUCCAGUCGCCGGCGGCGCAAUGCUGCCGGUUUUUCUCAACGAUUUGAGUCGUAAUGAAGACUCCGGAAGCGGAAGCAGCUGGGAUAGAGAGCUCGUGGAGGUGACUCUGGAGCUCGACGGCGACGACUCCAUUGUCGUCUGCGAAAUGUCAGAAGCGGCGGCGGAGGCGGCGGCGUCUGUUGAUUCUCGGCCGAGAUCGGUGGACGUGGCGGGAAGAUUAACGAGGAGUCUAUCGACGGCGUCUUCGAGGAUCCGGCAGAAACUGGGGAGGCUAUUGAGGUCGGAUUCGACGAGAACGACGACUUCUUCAAUCGCCGGCGAGAGAGAUGUCGAGCGACAGGCGGCGGAGACGCCGAUUAUGACGGCGAGGGAUAAACGGAAGGAGAACGCGAAAUUGCAGCGAUCGACGUCGAGCGCACAGAGAGCGCUAAAGGGGUUACAGUUCAUUAACAAGACCACGAAGGGAAACAGCUGCGAUUGCGAUUGGGAUUGCGAUUGCGAUCAGAUGUGGAAGAAAGUCGAGAAGAGAUUCGAAUCGCUCUCUAAUGAAGGAUUGCUCGCGCGAGAGGAUUUUGGAGAGUGCGUUGGGAUGAAGGAUUCGAAGGAAUUCGCGGUGAGUGUAUUCGACGCGUUGGCAAGAAGAAGAAGGCAGAAACUGGAGAAGGUGACGAAAGAUGAGCUUCACGAUUUCUGGUUACAGAUUUCUGAUCAAAGCUUCGACGCGCGUCUUCAAAUUUUCUUCGAUAUGGCUGAUAGCAACGAAGACGGGAAGAUUACUAGAGAAGAAAUCAAAGAACUUUUAAUGUUAAGCGCAUCAGCAAACAAGUUAGCAAAACUCAAGGAACAAGCAGAAGAGUACGCAUCUCUGAUCAUGGAAGAACUUGAUCCAGAGAAUUUUGGAUACAUUGAGUUAUGGCAACUCGAGACACUCUUACUUCAGAGAGACGCAUACAUGAAUUACAGUAGACCGCUUAGCACAACAAGCGUUGGAAUGAGCACACCAAGACGGAAUCUAACUAAACCUCGUCAUGUGGUUCGAAAAUGUAGACAAACACUUCAGUGUCUGGUUUUAGAUAACUGGCAAAGAAGCUGGGUUCUGUUACUGUGGUUCAUUCUUAUGGCUAUUCUCUUCGUGUGGAAGUUCUUACAGUACAGAGACAAAGCUGCUUUCAAGGUCAUGGGUUAUUGUGUAACCACUGCCAAAGGAGCUGCAGAGACUCUCAAGCUCAAUAUGGCUCUGGUUCUGUUACCUGUGUGUAGAAACACAUUGACCUGGCUGAGAUCUACACGUGCUCGAGCUUUUGUUCCUUUUGAUGAUAACAUCAAUUUCCAUAAGAUUAUUGCUUGUGCCAUAGUGAUUGGGAUACUUGUUCAUGCUGGCACUCAUUUGGCGUGUGAUUUUCCCCGAAUCAUAAACUCGAGUCCAGAAGAAUUCGCCUUGAUCGCUUCUUCCUUUAAUGGUACUAAGCCUACUUUCAAAGACUUGAUGACUGGUGCGGAAGGGAUCACCGGAAUCUCGAUGGUGAUCUUGACAACCAUCGCGUUCACAUUAGCAUCAACACAUUUCAGGAGAAACCGUGUGAAGCUACCGGCACCACUUGAUCGGUUGACUGGCUUUAACGCAUUCUGGUACACUCAUCACCUUCUAGUGGUUGUCUACAUUAUGCUCAUUGUGCACGGGACCUUCCUCUUCUUCGCUGACAAGUGGUAUCAGAAAACUACUUGGAUGUACAUCUCGGUUCCUCUGGUGCUCUAUGUGGCAGAACGAAGUCUACGAGCUUGUAGGUCCAAGUAUUACUCUGUCAAAAUCCUCAAGGUUUCCAUGCUACCUGGGGAAGUACUCAGCUUAAUCAUGUCAAAGCCUCCAGGAUUUAAGUACAAAAGCGGUCAAUACAUAUUCUUGCAGUGUCCAACAAUCUCUCGAUUUGAAUGGCACCCAUUUUCUAUUACCUCUGCGCCAGGAGAUGACCAACUUAGCGUUCACAUCCGAACACUCGGAGACUGGACAGAGGAGCUACAACGAGUUCUAACAAUGGGCAAAGAUCUUUCAACAUGCGUGAUUGGGCGAUCAAAAUUCUCUGCCUAUUGCAAUAGUGAUCCAUCAGAACGACCGAAAUUACUAGUAGACGGUCCAUAUGGAGCUCCAGCACAGGACUACAGAAGUUAUGAUGUCUUACUCCUCAUUGGAUUGGGAAUAGGAGCUACUCCUUUCAUAAGCAUCCUGAAGGAUCUCCUGAACAAUUCAAGAGAAGAACAUACAGACAAUGAGUUCAGCAGAUCAGAUUUCAGCUGGAAUAGCUUCACAUCUUCAUAUACCACAACAACUCCAACUUCAACACAAGGAGGGAAAAAGAAAGCAGUGAAGGCUCACUUCUACUGGGUCACAAGGGAGCCAGGAUCCGUCGAAUGGUUUAGAGGAGUAAUGGAGGAAAUAUCAGACAUGGACUGCAGAGGCCAGAUUGAGUUGCACAACUACCUUACGAGCGUAUAUGACGAAGGCGAUGCAAGAUCAACCCUGAUAAAAAUGGUCCAGGCUUUGAACCAUGCCAAAAAUGGAGUUGAUAUUCUAUCCGGAACACGGGUGAGAACACAUUUUGCAAGGCCCAACUGGAAGGAAGUAUUCAGUAGCAUAGCAAGAAAGCAUCCAAAUUCAACAGUCGGAGUGUUUUACUGCGGCAUACCAACCGUGGCAAAGGAGUUGAAGAAGCAAGCACAAGAAAUGAGUCAAAAAACAACCACACGGUUCGAGUUCCAUAAAGAGAAUUUCUAACUCGAUUGGUACAAGUCAGCUUCUAUCACUUUCCCUAAAGUGAGAUUCAAAUCACACCAACCGUUAUUUUUCUCAUGCUAACUUCACAGUCACUUAGCAAAAAUAGAUUAUAUACACUUUGUCACAAGGAAACAUUGUCCUGCAUGUUUGUAUAGACCCGCCUAAAGGCAUGAAAAUAACA